Messenger RNA from Durusdinium trenchii, 786 nucleotides. The record is from the annotation of a GenBank genome assembly. Lineage: Eukaryota; Dinophyceae; Suessiales; Symbiodiniaceae.
AUGGUGGAAGUGGUGCCACUGCCCUCUGUUGUUGUGGCGGGUGAAGUACAGUUGGAUUUGUAUCCCCGCGGAAUCCAAAAAGAGUUCCUCACCUUGCCGCGAGAGAUUGUUGAGGCCAAGAUCCGAGUACCUUUGCCCGAAGGGGCUGAAGUCGACCCUGAGAUGGAAGGGCGAGCGAUGUUGGAAGAGCUUUUGGAAAGUAUCAGAGACAUGUUGGCGAGCGAGGAUGAACUCAGGAAGAUUGGGGGCAUGGAAAUUCAGGAUGAUGGUGCUUAUCGGCAUGUGACCUUGCCCGUGGCGCUGUACCUCAGCGCCAGCACCAGCUCCCAAGACAUCAUCGAGGCCUUCUUCAGGGAGGCUGAUGAUGAAGAAGAAAGAGGCGCUAAAACCGAAGCAGCCUUUCACCGCUCGAAGUCUUUCUCCAAACGCCGUGUUGUGAAGACCCUUUGGAAAUCCUUGAGAGAUCGGAAUGCCCGACCAGACUUAAACAGUCACUGCCUGCAUGAUGUGCGUGGCCGUGUGCUCCGGCGCAUCACUGCAGAACUAUUUUGGACCCAGCCCACCAACUACAGAGAAUCGAUGGAUGCAACGUGCAUUGUGAUGAGCGCUGAUGGUUUGAUGGAGGUUGUAAAUGCUCGUGGCAUACAUGGUGCAUUUUAUGGUGUUGAUCAAGGGUCCUAUCGAUUGCAGUCGAAGGGUGUGGAUGCGCUCUUUGGUGCUGUGUCACAUUUGGGCACCGAACGGACGGAGCCCACGGGGAACGACCUCCAGUUGCGCAGUCCUUGA